This is a messenger RNA of Diaporthe citri, 909 nucleotides long. RefSeq lists its product as uncharacterized. The record is from RefSeq and is a predicted model, not a curated record. The coding region runs from base 1 to 909 and encodes 302 amino acids. Gene Ontology annotation, biological process: transcription initiation at RNA polymerase II promoter. Lineage: Eukaryota; Fungi; Ascomycota; Sordariomycetes; Diaporthales; Diaporthaceae. The transcript has a single exon. Gene Ontology annotation, cellular component: transcription factor TFIIE complex.
AUGUCCUUUCUCGAGCGCCAGCGAGCUGCGUCGGCCGCGGCGAAGAGCGGCCCUACCGUCGUCGACCUCACGGGUCCGUCGAAGAAGGCCGCCCUUGCGCCACCUUCUCCCUCUCCAUCAGUCGCAUCCACGAGCAGUGCGCUCGCCGGCAGCACCCCGACCAAGAAGAACAAGUCGCGGCCCGCCGAUGCCGCCGAGAUCUUCUCGCAGCCCUCGCUCACGGGCACAGGCAUGGAGCUGGGCACGCAGAUGGUCUACGCAGUGCACCAUCUCAAGGAGAAGGACAAGGAGCUGAACAUCUACGAGAUCAUGGACCACAUGUCGCGGCGGCCCGUCACCGAGAAGGACCAGAACGAGCUGGCCGAGAUCCUGCGGCGCAACCCCCGCGUGCGCUGGAUCCCCGACCCCAACCUCACCGAGCAGCGCUGGGACAGCGGUACCUACGUGCACAACCCGUUGAUCCCCGGCGUGCGCAGCAAGGAGAGCCUCCUAGCGUACCUGCAGAAGAAGAAGGACGCCAUGUACGUCCAGGUUAAGGACCUGGAGGAUGGCUGGCCCAAGGAGAAGCUGUACCAGGCGCUCACGGAGCUCGAGAGGGAUCACAAGGUGCUCGUGGUUCGCACCAAGAAGGACAACCACCCCCGCUACGUGUGGAGCGACGACCAGAGCCUCUGGAACGAGGUCGACCCGGUCUUCCAGAACCUGUGGCACAAGGUCUCGGUGCCGGCCGUCGAGGACAUCAACCGCCUGCUCACCCAGGUCGGCCAGAAGCCAACGAGCGAGGACCCGCGCCUCAAGGUGGUGGCCGCAAAGGUGGAGAAGAAGAAGAAGAGGGCCUCUACGCGGCCCAAGAACCUGACCAACACGCAUCUCAUGGGUCUCUUCGACGACGGCAACAAGAAGAAAUAG